AUGACGACCAAAGAUCAAAAUCCUGCUAUCUCCACCUCCCACUUUCUACAAUAUCAAGCUAGGCCUCCCGAAGCUGCCGAAGGGACCCUGGCCGUUAUAUUAGUUUGUCUAGGAGCCGAAGAAGUUGGAAAUGGCGCCAGACGGGCAGAUGCUUCAAACCUCGCUUUAGGUGAAUCGAAAAUGCCUCCUAAUAUGCUACGUUGUGUCGAGAGCGAACCUUCAAUACGCCUGGCUCAUCCUCGAGGAGUCAUCGUGGCCUUUUUUUUGCGUAUUGAGUCAAAAUUAGAAGCAUCAUUGGCGCUACAAUCCCGAUUGUUGGGGCUACUUUUCAUCCCGGAAAGCCCUCGCUACCUUCUGGUAAAGGGAAGGAUUGAAGAAGCAAGUAAAUCGCGGGAAACUCUGCGAGGCAACUCGGUGCCCGCUGAAUAUGGCAUCGAAGAAGAGAAGCGAGACGCUACAACAGUUGGUGCACUAAAUAUGUUCACAGGUAUCUUGUUCGUCGCUUUUAGUCUGCUUACAACACUGAAAACCCCAGGCACCGAGCUUCGAUGA
Lindgomyces ingoldianus is the source of this 552-nucleotide messenger RNA. RefSeq lists its product as uncharacterized. NCBI's taxonomy places the organism in Eukaryota, Fungi, Ascomycota, Dothideomycetes, Pleosporales, Lindgomycetaceae. Gene Ontology annotation, cellular component: membrane. The transcript is spliced from 5 exons. Gene Ontology annotation, biological process: transmembrane transport. Gene Ontology annotation, molecular function: transmembrane transporter activity. Bases 1 to 552 code for a protein of 183 amino acids. The record is from RefSeq and is a predicted model, not a curated record.